Lytechinus variegatus (green sea urchin) is the source of this 1578-nucleotide messenger RNA. RefSeq names its product CUB and zona pellucida-like domain-containing protein 1. The record is from RefSeq and is a predicted model, not a curated record. The transcript has 8 exons. Lineage: Eukaryota; Metazoa; Echinodermata; Echinoidea; Temnopleuroida; Toxopneustidae. Bases 364 to 1566 code for a protein of 400 amino acids.
AACAACACAGAGGCAGUGCGCGCACACACUGGACAGAUUUUCAAUCAGCUAGGGAGCGAGUUACACUAUAGCAGGAGUUUACAGUUAAAGACCUUAACAAACGUCAUACACCAACCCGAAGAAAUUGUGGCAGUGGUCGUAGACAAGAAGUUCAUCUUACCUUAACAUGGUAUACUUUUGUGACGUCAUUAAUGGACGUAUAUUUUUGGUUUGUUUUCGGAUAAAUGUGAUCCCAACCCCUGUGCCAACGGAGGGACCUGUGAGGACGGAGCUUGUUCAUGUGAACCUGGGUUUUCAGGCAUUCUCUGUCAAGAUGAGCACUGUAACCCAAUAAUCAGCCCUUGUCUUAACGGAGGAACAUGUAUGCCCGCAGAACUUACUUGUUCAUGCACUGAUGAUUUUGAAGGACAAUUCUGUGGUUCAGUUAAAUGUGAUCCCAACCCCUGUGCCAACGGAGGGACCUGUGAGGACGGUGCUUGUUCAUGUGAACCUGGGUUUUCAGGCAUUCUCUGUCAAGAUGAGCUGACAUCUGUUGAGUGUGACAGCGGUUCGAUGACUGUCACCAUUGAUAAACGUCUUAUCUCUGGUGAUGCUGCUGAAGUUCAUUUCACAAACAAAUCCUGUUUUGGAGUCGAAUCCAGCUCAAAUCCUAAUGAGAUAACUCUGACUACAGACUAUAUUGAAUGUGGCACCAUCACCGAGGACAGAAACUCUACAGUGGUUUUCUCCAAUGAUAUCACUUAUGAAAAACCUGAAGCUGAAGGAGAUACAGAAAUCACUCGUGAAUAUCAAAUGCAACUUCAUGUGGAAUGUUCUUUGGACAAAUCAGAAACAGUUGAUGGGUCCUUCAAACCACACCUUGGUAAGGUUGCCUUCAGCGACAAGAGCACUGGUACCUUCGAUCUAACAAUGAAAAGAUUCGAGUCAGCGAGUUUUGCGAAUGAAGACUCCAGCACCGUCUGGCUGGGUUAUGAGCUCUUCUUCGGGGUAAAUCUUAAUUCUGUGCAAAGCGUUGGGAUGUUCAUUGAUGAAGCCUGGGCUACAGCUUACCGCGAUCCGGAUAGUGAACCACGACACGAUCUGAUAAAGGACGGAUGCCCGGUUGACGAAACAGCUUUAGUUUACUUUCUUGAACCGCAUCAAGAAGGCUUUAGCGUGGACUCUUUCCGUUUCGUCGGAGACCAUGAAGAGGUGUACUUUCACUCUGUGGUGAAGGUAUGUGGUGCCAAUAAGAGCGACGAGUUGCGAUCGACAAUCCAAGCUACCUGUGAUUCUAUAAAUGGGUCUCAUCCGUCUACCGGAGCACCUCCUCAAGAUCGCAAACGACGAUCUUCAGACUACCUUUCCACUCAGACGAUCAGCAGUGGACCUUUCCGUGUCCGUAAUCCAACCAGCGAUAUGGCCACUGAUGAUGUGUCUUCCUCCAAUCCGUUUGCGAUGCUCACUCUUGGUAUGAUCGCUGCAGUGGUUGCCAUGGUUAUUCUGAUGGGCGUGGCCAAACUGGUCGGUCGAUCAACCAACUACAACUAUCAGCGUGUUUCGACCGAAACCAUUGAAGGGAUUUAGAGAGGCGAGAGC